Messenger RNA from Oncorhynchus nerka (sockeye salmon), 836 nucleotides. Its product is annotated as astacin-like metalloprotease toxin 4. Lineage: Eukaryota; Metazoa; Chordata; Actinopteri; Salmoniformes; Salmonidae. The transcript is spliced from 6 exons. The record is from RefSeq and is a predicted model, not a curated record. Gene Ontology annotation, molecular function: metalloendopeptidase activity; zinc ion binding. Gene Ontology annotation, biological process: proteolysis. The coding region runs from base 97 to 543 and encodes 148 amino acids.
GACCGAUUAGCUGUGAAGUCACUUUGGCCGGAGAAUGAAGGAGUCACUUCUAUCCCCUACAAGAUCAACGGUGAUCUGGUGGACAGAAAGGAAACUAUGCUAGCAGCGUUCAAGAUGAUUUCAGACCAGACGUGUAUCCUCUUCCACGAAUACACCAAUGAGAUUAACUACAUAGAGUUCAUCUCUGGGACAGGCUGUGCGUCGUAUGUAGGUUUUCAGGGCGGGGCCCAGCCUCUGUACUUCGGUAGAGCCUGUAACGUGGGGAACCUGUGUCAUGAGCUGAUGCAUGCCCUGGGCCUGCACCACGAGCACACACGGCCAGACCGUGACCAAUACAUCACCAUACAGUGGGACAACGUGGUCUCAGGAAAAGAAGAUAACUUUAAGGUGAAGGAAGGAGACACUCAGGAUCUGGCCUAUGACUACGACUCCAUAAUGCACUACGGAACUUAUUACUUCUCAUCAAACCAGAACCCCACUAUUGACUCCAAGAAGAGUGGAGUCCAGAUUGGACAGAGAAAUCACCUGAGCCCCUGGACAUAGCACGCCUUAACAAACUCUAUCAAUGUGAAUAACAAUGCACAGUUUAGCAUUUAUUACACCAUCGAAGAAGAUUCCAACACCACUGCUGCCGACUGAUUCCAACACACAUGGCACUGACAUCCUAACUUCUCUUCACAACAAUGAAUAAGUUGGACAAGUCCCUUAAAGCUUUCUGAUGUAUUAUACGUGUGGCUGACUGCAGGCAGUGGUUUUAUUUCUCCUGUGUACUCUUGCUGCCUUGAAUUAGGCCUAUACCACUGCACUUGUCUUGGAAAUAAAUAAAAUGACCUAGA